AUGGUCCUGUUUGUUCUGCUGCAGCUGAAAGAAAAGUAUGAGUGCUACUCUGUGCAGAUGGCAGAAACACUGGACUUCCCCGUUUUGAUUGCGGCCAUUUUUAUCUGCGGUAUUGGAGGAUCGUUUCAGUAUGGGUUCUGCGUUUCUGUGAUGACAUCUCCCUCUGCUUUUAUAAAGGAUCUGGUGAAUAAAACCUGUGUGCACAGGUACAACAGGUCCUUGGAGACGUGGCAGGUCUCCCUCAUCUGGUCUUUCACCAUGUCCAUUUUCUGUAUCGGGGGGUUAAUCGGGUCGCUCGCAGCUGGUCCUCUCGCCUCAAAGUUUGGCAGAAAGCGAUGCCUCUUAUUUAAUAACUUUGUGGCCAUAGUUGGAGCCAUUUUGAUGGUUUUGAGCCAAGCUGCCAUGUCUUUUGAGAUGAUAAUGGUGGCAAGGUUUCUUUACGGUGCUAAUGCAGGAGUGGGUCUGUCAGCACACGCUAUGUAUCUCAAUGAAUGCGCUCCAAAGAAGCUGAGGGUGAUGGUGGGUGUUACCGUGGCAACCUUUUUAGCUUUGGGCAAGUUCUGUGGUCAGCUGCUGGGUAUCAGAGAGCUUCUUGGCACAGAGAGGAACUGGCCCUGGCUGCUCGGUGUCAACGGCUUCACUGCGGUGCUCCAACUCCUCACUCUGCCCUUGCUGCCCGAGUCGCCGAGAUUCCUGCUGCUGGAAACAGGAGACUUCCGGGCCUCUGAGCAAGCGUUUAAGAAGUUGUGGGGCCAAGUGGACUACAUGAAGGAGGUGGAGGAGAUGCUGAAGGAGAAAGCAGAUCUGCUGAGCAUCCGCAGCCACUCGGUUUUAGAGCUCAUUCAGAACCAAACGCUUCGCUGGCAGCUCUUCACCAUCAUUGCUGUCUUCGCUGCUCUGCAGCUCUGUGGCAUCAAUGCUGUGUACUUUUAUUCGUUUGAUGUGCUUCGUGCUGCAGGAAUCCCAGAUCACAAGCUAGCUUAUGCUGCUUUGGGAACAGGCUUGUGUGAAGUUUCUACCUCUGUAGCCAGUUUCACGAUUAUAGAGGGAAUGGGCAGAAAGGCCGUGCUGUUCCGAGGCUACAUGGGAAUGUCUGCAGCUCUGGCUCUCCUCACCGUCACCGUCUACCUGCAAAGGAAUGUUUCGUGGAUGCCGUACUGCAGCAUGGUUCUGAUUUUCAUCUUUAUUUUCUUCUUUUCCAGUGGACCAGCGGCAACGACCGUUUCUCUCCCAGGAGAAAUCUUCACUCAGUCGUUUAAGUUAGCUGGAUACACACUCGGCUGCACCAUCAACUGGAUCGCCCUGUUUGUGUUGGGGAUGCUUUUCCCCAUCUUAGUGGAGAAGAUGGAUAACUUUUGCUUCCUGAUAUUUCUGGCCACCUGCUUCCUCUGUGGGAUGCAUGUGAGGUUCAACAUGCCGGAGACCAAACAUCGGACAGCGCUGGAGAUAGCUGCAGAGUUUGACAGGAUCCACCACAAACACGGGAAACCACAGAGACGAAAAUCCACCGAAGAGGAAAUGUGUGAUGUUAAAACACAUGAAACCAAAUUUUGAACUAAAGAUGCCCGUUUCUAAAUUAGCUACUUCAUAAACGUUUCUUUUUUUUUUUUUUUUUUACCUUGUCCUGUCUGGCUGUGAAGCAAGCAGAAUUGAUGUCUGAAUGCUGGUGACAAGCCUUACAGAUUUAUUCUCAGGUGGAGCAUCAAAGCGUUUGCUUUUAAUGUCACGCCUGAUACUUAAAACUUUAUUGUUAUUGUUGUUGAAUGCUUUGUAAUUCCGACCAGACACGGAGACA
Messenger RNA from Nothobranchius furzeri (turquoise killifish), 1795 nucleotides. The record is from RefSeq and is a predicted model, not a curated record. Lineage: Eukaryota; Metazoa; Chordata; Actinopteri; Cyprinodontiformes; Nothobranchiidae.